CAGUAAGUUCCACAGCAGUUAGAGUUCCGGGUAGCGCGUGUGAGGCGGAGCUCCGCAGUUCCGUCUGCUUCAUCCGCAGCGGCUCCCUGUCUGUCUCGUUGCAUUCUCCAGAGAGGGACGGACCUCCACUUCCUCUAUCAGAAAAAUGUCUGCUCCAGCUCAGCCACCCGCUGAAGGAACAGAAGGGGCUGCCCCAGGUGGAGGUCCUCCUGGUCCUCCUCCUAAUUUGACCAGCAACAGACGACUACAGCAAACCCAGGCACAAGUGGAGGAGGUGGUGGACAUCAUGCGUGUGAAUGUGGACAAGGUCCUAGAGAGGGACCAGAAGCUGUCAGAGUUGGAUGACCGAGCUGACGCCUUGCAGGCCGGAGCGUCACAGUUUGAGAGCAGCGCUGCCAAGCUGAAAAGGAAGUACUGGUGGAAAAACUGCAAGAUGAUGAUCAUGCUGGGAGCUAUCUGUGCCAUCAUCGUGGUCGUUAUUGUAAUCUACUUUUUUACUUGAGAAUGUGCCAUCCCGUCCCUGUUCUCCAUUGUCAUCCAAGUUCAUGUCUUUUUCUUCCUGUCUGCUCUCUCAGCCAACUCCUUCAUCUGCCUGUCUCCAUUCUAGCCCAGGCUUCUCCGUCACCCAUGCCUCCUUUUCUGUUGCAACUGUUUGCACUCUUCCUUCACACCAGAAAUGCUGCGCGUGGCCGGUCGUGACGUCACUACCCAAAGAGCAACAGCUGGCACCCCCUCCUCACCCCAGAGCUUAAAAGUGCUGUGGCCAGGGUGUCUGAGAAGCUGGCAUGGCCGAGGGAAGGAGAAGGGUGUUUGUCUCCAGCUAGGCUGGCCUUCAGCACGAGGGACCCAGACUACUUGGGAAGUAAUGACUUGCUGCCUGUUUUAUAUAAUAGUUGGUAACCACUACCCUGGAAUCUUUCCUUCAUACCAGGCUGGUCUUGGGUCCCAGAGGUCUGUGUAAAGACAGAAGUCAAACUGGAAUUUUGUAGUUACUGCUUGUCUGUCAGUGUAAGAUGUUCUGUGUCUUUGGGGAACUUUACAGCCUUAGACGUUGUUCUCUGUGGGCCUAGAAAACAAGUACUCACUGAUUAUAAAAACAGCAGGAGACUCUUACAUCUUCCUAGAAGCCAUCCCACAUGCUUCUGUCUAGGAGGAGCUGAUGUCUCCUCACCUUUUCUGAGCUGUUCUGUGUUGCUCAUGAGGGCACCAAAUGAUUCCAGUCAGCUUUGAAAUAGCAAGCAUUUGGGAACAUGCUGCUUGCCAUCUCAUUAUUGAAGUUCAGCCUCCCUUGCUGUUGAUAAUGGGAACUGGGUGUGAAAUGGUGAGACUCCCAGGCUCCCACAGAACCCCUUCCUCCACACCUUUCUCUCAUUCUUGCCUGACAUAGGGAUGUGGCAGGAAGGCCUUUCCAGCAAAGCCCGAAGCUCAGUCUUGGAUGGGAGGGGUGCCAGCCUGUGACAGGUGUGCUGAGCACUGUGCCCGUGACAGGUGUUCUGUGCACUGCGCCCGUGACAGGCGUGCUGCGUACUGCGCCUGUGACAGGUGUGCUGCGCAAUGUGCCCGUGACAGGUGUUCUGUGCACUGUGCCUGUGACAGGCGUGCUGUGCACUGCUGUGCCAGCAUGGGGCCUCACAUCUGGAGCUGUCUGCUUCUCCUCCUUCAGUAUCUUCUCUGGAACCAUUCCCCCCCUCCCCCGUCUGAAUUCUGCAUUGCCUCCUCUCCUCCACUCCCUUUGCAUGCCCUGUGCGAAUAGAUGCUGAAACCUGAGGAUGGGAGCUGCUGCUGAGCCUCACAGAGGAUGCGCAUGCCAUAAACCCAGGUGCUAGGGGGGAGUGCAGGAGGGGGUGCUCUCAGGACUUUAUUACUUCUGUCCUCUGGUCCACAAGCAGGAGGAGGCUGGGGCCGUGCCAGCCCGCAUGCCCCCUUUCCACGCAGCAGCAUUUCACUCUGCAAAACCAUCCUUCUUUCCCUUUGCCCAUUUCCCACAUUCCCUUUGUCCUGCCUCAGGGCGGGACUGAAGAGCUGAAGAAAGCAGUCAGUGUACUCUCCCAACGUCCCCUCGAAGCUCUCCACUAUCCUCUGGGCUUCUCUUUGCCUAGUGCAGGGGGGGGUCAUCGCUGGAGAAGAACCGACACUGUCCUCGAUGUACUCCGAGCCUGGAGCAAAUUUACCCGGUUGGCCCACCCAGUCCUAGCACGGGAAUUCAUUCCUGGGUUUCUGUCCCGCUAAGGCUUACCAGGUGUAGUUGGUUUUGUUCUUUUGGGGUGUUAGCUCUUUUACUUUCUUUUUCACCCCAGCCCGAGCCCUCUUCUGUGUUUUUGCAGUCUCUUUGCUCCUACCACCCAUGUGCAUGAGCAGUUAUGCCUCUAACCCUGGGACUUUGCAGCCAGUGAAGCCAAGCUUCCCACAUCCCCUUCUUUGGUUUGUCAUGAGACGAUGUGGGGUUUCUUUCCAUUGUGUCUGUCAUUGCCUCUGUCUUUUUCCUAAGCCAGUCUCAUAGUUUAUGUAUAGAGUAGUAAGAGUUGUAUUUCCACCAAAGGCAUGUGACAUAUCUACCAAUUUCAUGUAUUCUCAACGACGGCGAAAAAUACAAAUUCCUUCCACAACAUCA
Messenger RNA from Microtus ochrogaster (prairie vole), 2611 nucleotides. RefSeq names its product vesicle associated membrane protein 1 (gene Vamp1). Gene Ontology annotation, cellular component: membrane. The record is from RefSeq and is a predicted model, not a curated record. Gene Ontology annotation, biological process: vesicle-mediated transport. Lineage: Eukaryota; Metazoa; Chordata; Mammalia; Rodentia; Cricetidae.